AUGACGACUCAGAACAGAACUACGAAAGCCAGCUCGCCAGAUGGACGUGAGCGCAUAGUGAUCAUAGGGACGGGAUGGGCAGGCUACAACGUCUCCCAAAAGUUGGACGACAAGAAGUUCAACAUUACGGUCAUUAGUCCGGAAGACACGAGUCCAUACACGCCUCUGCUGGCAAGCGCAGCAUGCGGGCUUUUCGACUUCUCGCUCGCUGAGGAGCCAAUUCGACAUAAGAGCAAACGGAUCACGUAUUACAAAGGGCUGGUCGAGCGAAUUGACUUCAACCUGAGUGUGUGCAAAUGUCAUUCAACUUGCGAUACGGAUGGGGUUACCGAGAACAAGGACUGCAUCACGAAUACAUUCCACACGCCAGGAGCUGGCGAACAUGCGUUCUUUGUUCGAAAUGUCAAUGACGCGAAGAGGGUUCAGUAUCGGCUUAAACAGCUCCUGGAAAUGGCGUCUCUUCCUGGAGUCAGCGAAGAACACCAGCGCGAGCUGUUGCACAUCGUUGUGGUUGGCGGCGGUCCGACCGGCGUCAAGAUCUCUGCCGAAAUGUCAGACCUCUUGAACGAAGACAUGACGAAGCUGUAUCCUCACCUCAAGGGGAAAAUGUCCAUUUCCAUCCACGACGCCGCGCCGUUCAUCUUGGGAGCUUUCGAAGAUGCUCUUCGCCAACAUUCUAUCCGGAGCUUCUCCAAACGGGGGGUCACGGUGUACACAGACUCUAAGAUCAAGAAAGUCGAGGCCGACAGCAUUACGACCGAAGCCGAGGGCCGCAUUGGCUGCGGGAUGGUUUUGUGGACCGCUGGAAACAAGCAGUGCGCCCUGGUCGAUCAAUUGGAUGUGUGCAACACGGACAAGUUGCCUCGCAUCGUGACGGAUCAGUAUCUGCAUGUCCUCAACAAGAACAAGGAACCCUUGAGGAACAUCUACGCUCUGGGCGACGCCGCAGACAUCAAGAAGUACUUCUUGCCUACGACGGCUGAAGUAGCCGUGCAAAAGGCCGAAUACCUCGCGGACACCCUCAAUAAGGGGACAGACGGCCAGAAGCUCUUCGAGUACUCCCAAAAGCCUCUCGUCGCUUACAUUGGCGGCCACGAUGGUGUUGUUCAUGGAAGGCCUGACUGGUCCGGUCCAAGAGCUUGGGCGGCUUGGAGGAGCAAGAAUCUCUUGUGGACGAGGAGCUGGAGACGUAAGUUCAUGAUCAUGAUCUAUUGGGGUUUGGACUGGCUGGGCGGCAAAGAAAUUGCGAGAUUAUAG
This is a messenger RNA of Zasmidium cellare ATCC 36951, 1257 nucleotides long. RefSeq lists its product as uncharacterized. The transcript is spliced from 3 exons. Bases 1 to 1257 code for a protein of 418 amino acids. Gene Ontology annotation, molecular function: NADH dehydrogenase activity. Lineage: Eukaryota; Fungi; Ascomycota; Dothideomycetes; Mycosphaerellales; Mycosphaerellaceae. The record is from RefSeq and is a predicted model, not a curated record.